Molecule: messenger RNA, 4635 nt
Organism: Triticum aestivum (bread wheat)
Lineage: Eukaryota; Viridiplantae; Streptophyta; Magnoliopsida; Poales; Poaceae
Exons: 4
Coding region: 2279-3778 (499 amino acids)
Source: RefSeq, a predicted model, not a curated record
CCGAGUAGAGUAGGUCGGCGGCGGCUGGCACCCCCAGAUUCGCCUCCUCCGUCUGGUUCUUGCUCGAUCUCCUCCAGGUAAGAUCGUCGGGGCCGCAUCAGGCUGGCGCACAUCCUGUGCUACACCCCUGAUGCAUCACGCGUCGACCUCAUCCCCGCGCCGCAGGAAGUCGAGGACCGCCGGAGCUGGGAGACCGGCGAGAUGGAGGGCAACAUCAGUUUCGCCCAGAGCGCCAAGGAGGUGGCCGUGCUCUCUCUACAUGGUGCACGACGACCUUGCCAGCCAGUUCCACGACGCGAGGAUGGGCUACCAUGAUGAGAUGGUCCUGCUCGGCCCCCAGGGCGCCGCUGAGGUGGUCGUGCUGGCUGCCAAACUUCGAUAAUACUUGGAUUUCAUCCCCUACGCCAGCUCAAUCACAGACAUCUUCUCUACUGUGGCGCUGUUUUCAAGACCAAUGAUGAAGCGUGACAUUAAAAUUCCACAAGCAUCUCCCAAAGCAUGUUUUGAAUUCAACUAAAUCUGUAUGUAUCAAAGACAAUAUCUACAAUGAGAUGACACUGCUCUGAUCACAGGAGGGAGACGUAUAAGUAAUGGAGGAAGUGAGCGCUGUUUUCAACACCAAUGAUGAAUCCUGCCAAAGCUUGCUUUGAAUCCAACUAAAUCUGUAAGUAUCAGUGACAAGAUCCAUGACGAGAUGACCUUACUCUACUCCGAGGACAGUGAUCUACAUGUAAUGUAAUUACAGAGCUUGAGCAUCUUCUUCUCUACCAUUCUGCCGUAUAAUUACAUUGCAGUUGCAUCAUUAAUUGGAUGCCUCGAUCAGCACCUACAUGUUAGCGAGGAAAUGGGCGCUGUGUUAAAGACCAAUGAUGAAGCCGUGACAUUCAAAGUUCAACAAGCAUCUACCAUUGCCAAAGCAUGCUUUGAAUUCAACUAAAUUUGUAUGAAUGAGCAGACUCUCUUAUCCUAAUAAACAAUGGAAAAUGUAUCGUCCUCUCCACGGCGAGGGACAAUCUGUGCGGCUUUAUGACUAAUUAGUCAUUGAAUUCAACCUGGCCAUGUUGUUAUCGCUGCUAGAUUAUAGACCAAUGGAGUAUGCUGUACAAAAUGGAAACAUCACUGCCGUAACGUACCUUCUUGACUGUGGCGCAGAUUUGCACAAGCAGCAUUACUCUUUUAUAUGCAGCUUUAGUUCAUGGUAAAAACAAAAUGAUCUUUCUCUUUGUUGUUACUCUCUGCCAUGGUGAUAAAAUAUAUAUCGGCCUUCAGUGCUAGGAUUUAUUUAUAAGAUAGCUGUCCUUUUGUGUACAAGACGAAUAUUUCUUAGUUUCAAGAUCACAACCUACUAUUGCCCUGCUCCCUUGUUUUGUGCUGAAAUUCUUUCCUUUUUUAAGAAUUGUUCUGAGCUGGAUCUACCAUCUUGUUCAAGCUGUUAAAAGUAGUUUACCCUCCAACUAAAAAAAGUAGUUUAACCCAAAAUGAGUGUUUUUUAGUAUGACUAUCAACUUAUGGUAACUGAUCAUAGUAAUUCUUUGUGUUCAGUAUGUUUAUUCAGUGAAAUGUGAACCAAUGAAGUUGUGUUGUCAGGUUCUGAACCUGCAUCUUCAGUAAUCAAUACAGCUAGGUGUAGCUUAUCUGGCCAAUACCGAUUCAGGUUAUCGGACGGCCCACGGUAGCUGUGUUACCAUUUACUGUAUUCCGUCAUCCUCCCUUCACCAUUAGCUGUAAAGCUUCGCCUACUUAAUAGCCGGGCUGUGGCUGGCGACGGGCAUUGAGAAUUCCCCAAAUUGCCAAGUAUGGACUAGAGCCCUAUACACUACAGACUCGGUUAUUGCUAUAAUACAUCACAGAUCCCAAGCGAUUGCUUGAUUUACUCCAUAGACUUGUCCAUAUAGAGUGAUAGAUGAUUCGGGUAUGGCAAAUGGUACUCAGAGCCAAGUUCUUCCCCGGCGGCGUGGCGUAGAUGGGUGGUUCCCGGUGUUUGAGGUAAAAUCCCACCCUAUUCCCACCAUUUUGCGGCAGCGACGGCGGUUGACUAGAGGUGGCACGGCGACGGUGUUGGCUAGCGGAGGCGCUGGUGGCGGUGAUUUGCUCGGACGCAGACCGGCAGCGUGGAUCGGUUGCCGCAGAACAACUCUGCGGUGGUAAAAUCCCGAGUCCAUCACCGGUUCGUGCGUCAGGGAGGCGAGGACCGUGGCGGCGGCAGGAUCGGCAAUGAGAUUCGGGUUGCUGACGUAGUCAGUGGUAAAAUUCCUCUUCUGAUAGGCAGAUCACGGCGAUGGGGCGUGCCAAGGCAAUUGAUGAUGCAGAUCUUCAGGAAGUGUUGGCGCUGCAUGAUGAUUUUGGGGUUCGGCAGAAGGACAGUGCCCAGAUGAAAAAUCAGGUGUCCAAGUUGCAAGAGGAGGUACAGUCGAUUAGUGCCAAGCAAGGUGAGAUUUCAACAACAGUGGGAACUGUGGAACAGGUCGUAUUGGACCUGGGUAAACAAUUGUCAGCUAUCAAUACUAUCCUUCAGACAUUAGUUAAAUCAACUCAUCUGGGGCAGCAACAUGAUCUUCCUUCUAGUUCGGGAGAAGUGGCCAAAUCUCCUACUCUGCACCAAGAGCAAACACAGAAUCAGGCUGCUAGAGUGGAGCAGUUGAGAAAACAACUAGCAGCAGAAAAGGACAAAUCCAAGCAACUAGAAGACUUGCAACCCCAAAACCUGCCUCCUAUCAGAACUAACAGAGCAACAAUACCUCCUAUAUUUGCACAAGGGAGACAGGAAACACACAGUAUGGUGGGCACUCCGGUUACAGCAAGAGACAAUGUGCAUACUCCUGCAUUCAAUCAGUACUAUCAACAGCAACGAGAUAGGCAGAUGUGGCAGGGUUAUCACAAGACGUAUGAACAGGAAAUGCAAAUUCAGUUCAUGAAAUCUAUAACCAAAGGACCUAAGCUAGAAUUUCCUAGAUUCUCAGGAGAGGACCCAGUGGGAUGGAUCAGACAGUGUAAUAAAUACUUCCAGAUGUCUGGCGCGCCUGAAGAAUACAAGGUCUCCCUUGCUCAAAUGUAUGUCACUGAUGAUGCUGAUGUAUGGCUGAGAAGAUCUGGGUUUCUAAAGAAACAAGUAUCUUGGAAGCAGUUUGGUACUGAAGUCAUUAAAAGAUUUUCUGAGCAAGGAUCUUAUGAUCUGACUGAGAAAUUCAAUUCACUGAAGCAAGGCAACAAUACAGUGUUUGAAUAUACAAAACACUUUGAAGAUCUCAUGGCAGAGAUCAUGGAAGAAACUCCUGAAUUGGGGGAAUUAUGGUUUGUCAAAUGCUAUGUCAAUGGACCGAGGGAAGGAAUUAAAUUUCAGCUCAGGCCUCUGAGGCCCCAAACUCUUACUGAUGCAUACUAUUUAGUUAGAGAAGUAGAGCCCUGUUACCCACCUCAGAAUACUGCCACAAAGAAGCAAGGAUUGUCCUAUACAAAUUACUAUCAGAAGCAAAAUGUCAAUUUCCAAUCAAAGCAAGCUGCAGUAAUUCCACAACAGCAACUACCACCAAACAAACAAGCUGAAAAAACGGGAUUACUAACCAGAAAUUCAGGAAACCUGGGGAAUGUUGGAGAUGUGGAGAUAAAUGGGUCUAUGGUCACAAGUGUAAGCUCAUUCCAAAUGUCCAUUUACUGCAGCAGGAAGGGGAAGAUCACACUAAUAAUGAAGAGGAAGAUUUGCAGCAGCAGCAAGAAGAAAUACCGGAAGAAGGGGAACAUGCAAUGUUCAUAUCGGCUCAUGCAAUGGGACAUCAACUAGCAGUUCCAACCCCAACGGUGGUUAUUCAUAUUAAUGGAAAGAGAGCAAUUGCAUUGCUAGAUACUGGCAGUACUACUUCUUUCAUGAGUCAAGAAUUUGUUGUCCGAUCAAACUGCCAUUUGUUACCUGUUAAACCAAGAGUGAUAGCUGUAGCUGGUGGAGGCAAGUUACUAUCUAAUGCUGUAGCUCCUGAUUGUGAAUUUCACAUUGCUAAAACAACAGUGACACAUAAUUUCAGAGUGUUGCCAUUGCCAAGUCAUGAUGUUAUAUUGGGCUAUGACUGGUUUGCACUAGUGAGUCCUAUAGCUUUCCAUGUGCCAGAAAGUAAAUUCAGCUUUACAUUGCAAGGAAAACAGACUGUUACUACUGCCAUUUUUAGCUCUUUGGAAACAGUAAAAGAAGCUCCAGCUGAAGAAGUAAACAAAAUGUUGGACAAAGGAGUUGAGGUUUUUUUAUUGCAGAUGCACAACAUUGUUCUGCAAUCUCCAAUAGGAUUUAAAACUCCUCCCCAGCUGCAGAAAUUGUUAAUGGAUUAUGCUGAUCUUUUCAAGGAACCAUCCUCUCUCCCUCCUCAUAGAGAAUUUGAUCACACUAUUCCAUUAAAGCCUGGAACAGACCCCCCUCACUCCAGACCAUAUAGAGUGCCCAAUAAUCAAAAACAAGAGAUGGAAGAACAGAUCAAGAAACGGUUAGUAGCUCAUUUCAUAAGACACAACCAAAGUCCGUAUGUAGCACCUGUUAUUCUAGUGAAGAAGAAAGAUGGUUCAAUGAGACUUUGUACUGAUUACAGAAAACUUAAUGCAGCCACUGUAAAGAACAAGUUUCCAAUACUAGUAAUUGAAGAUUUACUGGAUGAA